Clonostachys byssicola is the source of this 6321-nucleotide messenger RNA. The record is from the annotation of a GenBank genome assembly. NCBI's taxonomy places the organism in Eukaryota, Fungi, Ascomycota, Sordariomycetes, Hypocreales, Bionectriaceae.
AUGUCUCAUGUUAAAUUCACUCCGGCCUACUCCUACUACGACGUGCAAUACUCUGAUUUCUCCCACAUCAACUACACACAGCCUGACCUCUCCGAAGAUGAAUUAGGAUCAGGCGAGGAAGGACAGGAUCGGCCACCUGAUGAUUACAGGCCCAGGGAGCAGCAGCUGCCGUUUUCUUAUAGCCCUCACCAGCCCAGGGAGGAGAAGCACAGGAAGGAGAAGAAGGACAAGGACAAGGACAAGAAGAAGGACAAGUCGUCGUCGAAGAGGCACCACCACAUGAGUGACGCGGCUGGGGUGCCAGAGGCGCCCGACGCCCCUGCUGAUAGUGGUGCCGCGGUGCCUCCCGGGCGAGCUGCUGCUGAGAAGGACUCGUGGACCCUGCCAACCAGCAAAUCGGGCAAGAAGAAGAAGAAGAAUAAGUCGUCAAAGGACAAGGACGCCGCGAAGGCGCCUGAGCCCGCGGAGCCUGAAAAGCCCCCAGCCCCGGAUGCUCCAGCUGAGUCUCAAGAGGAAUCAAAAGACGAAGCAAAUGAUGAGUCAAAGGAGGAACGGGAGGAGGAGGUAAAAGAGGAGGAGCCCAAGGAAGAGCUGAAAGAGGAACCCAAGGAAGAGCUGAAAGAGGAGCCUGCAGAAAAGCCAAUUGAGGAGGUAAAAGAGGAAGUCAAGGAGAAACCACCUCCCGAAGAGCCUAUUUCCCCCAAGAAAAGCAGAAAGGAAAAGAAGAAAGAGAAGAAGAAGGACAAGAAAGCCACCAAAAAGGCGGAGAAGUCAUCAUCGAAGGAGAAGGGCCACUCACCGAAGGACGAAGCGCCAAAGGAGGCUGAGAAGAAGCCUGUCGACGACACCCCCGCCGCCGCUGCCACCAAUGGGGAAGCGGACCAGGAAUCUCCCGUACCAGACGACAAAGCUGACGAUUCCGCCGAGGCGCCGGCGGCAUCCGAAUCAGCUGCUGCGCCCGAAAUAGAGGAGGAUGCCGCGAAGUCUGCUGAAGAGUCAAAACCAGCCGAUGGGCCAGCCGCUGCCGAGGAAUCUAAGCCAGCUGAGGAGGAAUCUAAGCCAGCUGAGGAGGGAUCUAAGCCAGCUGAGGAGGAAUCUAAGCCAGCUGAGGAGGAAUCUAAGCCAGCUGAGGAGGAACCUAGCAUGCCUGACGAAGCCCCGGCAGCAGGAGAAGAGAAGGCUGUUGAGGAGAAGGCUGUUGAGGAGAAGGCUGUUGAGGAGAAGGCUGUUGAGGAGAAGGCUGCUGAGGAGAAGGCUGUUGAGGAGGGCGACCACGCAAGUGAGGAUGCCAAGCCAGUCGAAGAAGCCAAGGCUGGUGAAGAAGAAUCAAAGGCAGCUGAAGAAGUUAAUCCAGGCGAUGAAACCCCGGCAACCGAAGAAACGAAGACUGUGGAAGGAGCUCCGGCAGCAGAUGAAGAACCUGCUGUACCCGAAGAAACCAAAGCCAGCGAAGGAGAGUCGAAGGGAGCUGAAGAAGCACCCUCCACCGAAGCAGCCCCAACCGCCGAAGAGUCAAAAGAAGCUGAAGAAACGAAGGCGGCGGAAGCUCCAGCAGCCGAGGAAACACCAGCAGCCGAGGAAACACCAGCAGCCGAAGAAUCGCAAGAAACGAAGCCUGCGGAAGCUCCAGCAGCAGACGACGAAGCUGCUGUAUCCGAAGAAACUAAGGCCAAUAAAGAAGAGUCUAAGGGCGCUGAUGAAACGCCCUCCACUGAAGCAGCUCCGGCAGUUGAGGAAACACCAGCAGCUGAAGAAUCCAAGCCUGUGGAAGCCCCAGCAGCAGAUGAAGAAGUCGCUGUAUCCGGAGAAACCAAGGCUAGUGAAGAAGAGUCCAAGGGAGCUGAUAAUGCCCCCUCCACCGAAGAAACUCCGGCAGUUGAGGAAAAAUCAGCAACUGAAGAAUCAAAAGGAGCUGAAGAAACAAGGACUGCGGAAGCUCCGGCAGCUGAGGAAGCUGCUGUACCCGAAGAUGAAAAGGUAGGCGAUGAAGAGUCUAAGGGGACUGAAGAAGCACCCUCUAGCGAAGAAGCGUCUACAGUCGAAGAUUCGAAAGCGGCCGAAGAAGCUGCUGUAUCCGAAGAAACCAAGGCCAGUGAAGAAGAGUCCAAGGGAGCUGACCAAGCGCCCUCCACCCCCUCCACCGAAGAAGCUCCAGCAACCGAGGAAGCUGCUGUACCCGAAGAUGAAAAGGUAGGCGAUGAAGAGUCUAAGGGGACUGAGGAAGCACCAUCUAGCGAAGAAGCACCAUCUAGCGAAGAAGCACCUACAGUCGAAGAUUCGAACGUAGCUGAGAAAGCUGCUGCAUCCGAAGAUAAAAAGGCUGGUGAAGAAGAGUCUAAGGGGACUGAAGAUGCACUUUCCAGCGAAGAAGCACCAUCCGGCGAAGAAGCUCCCGCAGUCGAAGAUUCGAAAGUAGCUGAAGAAGUUGCUGCAUCUGAAGAGACUAAUGGGACUAAAGAAACACCCUCCUCCGAAGAAACACCCUCCUCCGAAGAAACACCCGCAGAUGAGGAAAAGAAAGCAGACGGAGAAACCCCUACAGCCGAAGUAUUGAAAGUGGGCGAUGAAGAAAACAAACCCGCGGAGGAGGCUACGGCAUCGGCAGAGUCUAAGGCAGCCGACGGCGAUACAGUAACCGAUGAAGCUCCAGAAUCCGAAGCAUCGAAAGCAACUGAAGAAGCACCAGCAGCUGAAUCAAAAGCAGCUGAAGAAGCUGCUGUAUCCGAAGAAACUAAGGCUAGCGAAGAAGACUCUGAGGCAGCUGAACCAAAAGCAGUUGCAGAAGUACCCGAUGCUGAAGAAUCGAAGGGAAAUGAAGAAUCACCUUCCGUCGAGGAAGCUCCAAAAUCUGAAGAAGUAUCGGCAGCUAAAGAAGAACCGGCAGCGGAAGUGGAACCCAAGCUAGCGGGGGAAGCGGCGCCAUCUGCGGAAUCAGAGACAGCUGAUGAAGCCCCGGCAGUGGAAGAAUCGAAAGUAACUGAAGAAGUCCCUGCAGCCGGAGAUUCGAAAGCAGCCGAAGCACCCGCUGCUGAGGAAGAAACUAAACCUACCGAAGUAGCUGCGUCAUCUGCAGAAGCAAAGGUAUCUGAUGAAGCCCCAACAGCCGACGAAUCCAAAGCAGCCGAAGAAGCACCCUCAGUCGAAACAGCACCCUCAGUCGAAGCACCACCCUCAGUCGAAGCAACACCCUCAGUCGAAGAAGCACCAGCAGUCGAAGAAGCACCAACAGUUGAAUCGACGACCGUUGAGGAAGCUGCGAAGUCCGAGGCAAUCCAGCCAGCUGAGGAGAAAACCAAAUUCAUCCCUGCCGAAGUGCCUCGCACACCAUGUCCUCAAUGGUCAUAUCCUAGUUCUCCUCAGGAAGCUCCAACGGUCGAGGUGUCGAAAGUAGCCGGAGAAGUCCCUGGAGCCGAGCAAGCCGCAGCAUCUGCAGAAUCAAAGGCGACGGAUCAACCACCAGCCACAGAAGAAAACAAGGUAGCUGAAGAUGAAGCUACAUCGGCCGAGGCAGUAGUGACACCUGCAGAAUCCAACGCAGCCGUUGAAGCCACACCCGUCGAAGAAACUCAGGCUGCCGAGACAGCCCCGGUAACUGAGGAACAAAUCAAACCAGCCGAGGAGGCUGACGUGUCAACGGAAUCCAAGACAGUUGAAGAGACCGAGGCAGAUCAAGGAGCUUUAGCAGCUGUGGAGGCUGUGGUAUCCCAAGAAACCAAGGCCGCCGAGGAAGCUGCAUCGUCCGAGGAAGCGGAAGCCAAGGUAGCUGGGGACGCUCCGGAAGCUGAAGGGACGAAGGCUACUGAAGAGGAAAUCAAACCCGAUGAGGAAGCUGUCGCAGCUGAAGAAUCGAAGGCGAAUGAUGAAAACAAGACGGCUAUUGAAGCUCCGGGACCCGACAAAUCUGAGACUGGUGAGGAAGAGUCAAAGGCAGCUGAUUCAACCGAGUCAAAAGAAGAAACCAAGGCUAGCGAGGAAGCAUCAAAGACACCCGAUGAAGCCCCAAUAGCUGCGGAAUCCACGGUUGCCGAGGAGGAAAUUAAGCCAGUUGAAGAUUCGAAGGCCACUGAAGAAUCGAUACCAAGUGUAGAGGCCCUAGCAAUUGACGAAACGAAGAACGAGGCACCGACCUCAAAGGCUGAAGAAGACACCAAACCGGGCGAGGAAGCUGCAGCGGUUGACGAAUCCAAGGAAGCUGAAGCACUGACUUCGGCAACUCAAGAAGUGCUGGCAGCUGACGUAAGUAAGGCGGGCGAGGACGAGUCGAAAACAGCUGAUGAACCCAAGUCAAUUGAGGAAACCAAGGUAGCCGAAGAAGCUAAGGCGGGCGAACACGGAUCGAAGGCAACUGACGAAGCACUAACCCCAGUAUCCGAAGAAACCCAGAGUAUUGAGGAAGAAAAUAAAGCUUCCAAGGAAGGAAAUAAUCCUGUUGAAGAAUCCCCGGCAGCUGAAGAAACCACGGGAUCUGAGAAGACCUCAAAGACCGAGGAAAUCAAAUUAGCUGAGGGAACUCCAGCAGCAGAACAGUCUAAGCCUGCUGAAGUCGAAACUGCGGCUGUUGAAGGCGAGACAGAGUCUGUUCCCGAAGAGACUAAAGCUGGUUCCGAAGAGCAAAGUAUACCAAUCGAGGCUGCUACUGCAGAUGAGCCUACGGAAACCGAAAAAUCAGCAGAUAUCAAGCCAGCUGAAGAAACCAAAGCAACCAUUCCAGCCGAAGAUAGCAAAUCUACCGGGGGGGAACCGCUGGCAGCCGAAGAAACCAGACCUGUCAUUGAAGACGUCGAUUUUGUUGAAGAAAAGGAAUCAAAGACUGGAGCAGACGAAACGAAAUCGGCUGAAACGGUGGCAGAGGAGGGAGGGGAGACACAAGGACUUCCAGCUGUUGACGAUCUAAAGCCAACCGAGGCAGCCCCAGUAUCCACAGAAGAUGAAGUUAAACCUUCUGACAAGCCAGAUGCGGCGACAAGUAUGGACGAAUCAAUAGCUUGCGCUGAAUCUAAGCCAGAGGGCGAGGAUAACGCCGAUGAAUCACCGUCAACGGAGAAAGCCGAAACAGCCGAUAAGCCCACUGAAACUGAAGAAACUGAAGUCGGGGAUAAGUCUACUCCUGAUGAACCCGAGGGAGAAAGCCUAGCUUCCUCGUCCAAGGCGGCAGAAAAUGAAGACCAGUCAGCUGAGGAAUCAACAGAGACCUCAAGCGACAAAGACUCGGCGUCGGACUCGGCUAAGUCGGACGCUACGGCAGAUACAUUGGUCGUGGAUACUGGCGACAAAACUGAGACUCAUGAAGUAGGCUCGGAUGAGGGCGAGGAUGAUAAGGCUGAAGACAAAGCUUCCAGAAGUACUGAAGAGUCAGCACAAAAGGAAGAGCUUCCUGAGUCGACCGCACUACCAGACGCGGCUACUGGAGAUGAGGUAGAGAAGCCUGCCGAGGAAGAUAUGUCGGCUAAGAAGGAGAACCUGGCAGCUGAUGACAAGCCCACUGAUGAGGAGAAGCCAACUGAAGAGAAACCAACCGAGGACGACAAACCAGCUGAGGGCGACAAGCCUACCGAUGAGGAGAAGUCGGUUGAAGGUGAUAAAUCGACCGAAAAUGAGAUGCCAGCUGAAAAGAAGUUAACUGAAGACGACAAGUCAGCUGAGGAGGAGAAGCCGGUUGAAAGUGAAAAACCAGCCGAAGACGACAAGCCAGUUGAAGAUGAUAAGCCAGUUGAAGAUGAUAAGCCAGUUGAAGAUGAUAAGCCAGUUGAAGAUGAUAAGCCAGUUGAAGGCGACAAGCCAGUUGAAGACGACAAGCCAGUUGAAGACGACAAGCCAGUUGAAGACGACAAGCCAGUUGAAGAUGACAAGCCGGCUGACGGAGACAAGCCAACCGAUGAAGAGAAGGCAGCUGAAGGCGACAAACCAGCCGAGGAGGAUAAGCCGUUGGAAAACGAGAAAUCAGCUGAAGAUAAGGAAGCAUCCGAGGAUGAGAAAUCGGCGGAAGAGGAGAAGCCUGCUGAAAGCGGUCAACCGGCUGAAAGUGAUAAGCCGGCUGAGGAGAAGCCGGCUGAGGAGGAGAAGCCGAUUGAGUCCGUUGAAGAUGAGAAGCCUGUCGAAGAGGAGAAGCCUGUCGAAGAGGAGAAGCCUGUCGAAGAGGAGAAGCCUGUCGAAGAGGAGAAGCCUCCUGUCGAAGAGGAGAAGCCUGUCGAAGAGGAGAAGCCUGUCGAAGAGGAGAAGCCUGCUGAGGAGGAGAAGGCAGUUGGGGAGGAGAAACUGACUGAGUCUGUUGAAGAUAAGAAGCCUGCUGAAGAGGAGAAGGUUGCUGGGGACGAGAAGGCG